GUUCGCUUGGAGGAAGGGUUUGAGAUCUUCUCGAAUGAAGCAGUUAAGGACGAGGACGCGCGCGUGCAGGAAGAAUUGCUGAAUCCGGAACGAGGGUUUUUGAUCCUGCACGAUAAGGCAGAGGCCGCCAUGAGUUCAAAGUGUCGUUUGCAGUGGAACAAGCUUCUUGGAAUCACGGAUCCCGGCACACGGUUCCGGAAGGAACUGCACGAGGACUUCGUUUUUUGCGACCCCGACACGAUCGAUUUGCAGAAGUUGCGGGACUUUGUCUCCGGUCGCGGCGCAGACUCUGGACAGGCCCGGCUUCCGUUUGUAGAUGCGCUUCUCGGCCGCAUGACGACGGACCUAUUCCGCCAGAUGGAUGAUGCAACCCGCGACGAGACGGCAAAGAAGCUUCGGUCCUUUUUUCAAAACCUGGAAGUAAAAACCGUCAGAAACCUACAGAACAAGCUGGUGGAUGCGAGGGCACCAGACGGGGAUCCAGUUUGCGUCUACAGUGUGAAGACGCAUUUCAAUCACCACGAAGAGGCUGCAGACACCGAUGGAAAUACAACAAGACGACCUGUCUCCGUUCUUUAUCUCGAAAGUUCGCUGGACGUGUCGGAUUUUUUCUGCACUCUGCAAAUUGCGCGGGUCUUAACGAACGCAAUCCAAAAGGUUACGGGCGCUCAAACCAACUUCGGUGCGCAUUGGUUCGUAAGGACAGUUUUUCUUGAGGGUUACAAGCAGGACUUGCAGGAAUUGGUCUCAACUCCGAGGAAAAUGAGACUGGAGCACUUUGUCGGAGCAAAAGUGCAGCCACAAGAGGUGGAACUGCAAGGAAGCCCCACGUUGCCUUUCGAAGAGGGGGACGACGUCGUGAGGUACGACGCGGACCGGGAUGAGUACUUCAGUGCAACGAUUGUCGCGGCACAACCAGACCCAAACUACGGAGAUGAUGACCCUCGGCGAGUACUGAAUGCCACGUACCUUGUGCUUGUGGACGUCAAUCAGGCGCAGCAACGACGUGAGGAAACUUUGUCGCACCACGACCUGUACAAGUACUAUGAUAAUACCCGGUCCCGGGGCCAGCGGAUAAACGAGUUUUUCUCAUCUAGUUGCGUUUUGGCACUACCUGUGGUGGACGUGGAUGCCCCGAACGCGGCAGGUGUGGCACCGAUUAUACAGGAUACGAACGUGGUGGGUCCGAGUGUACAGAAACUCCGUAGGCAACUUGCCUACCAUGAGCACAUCGUCAGUGCGGCCGAUUACAAGAAGUUCCUGCGUCGACUGAUUGUGCAUUGGCAUCCCGACAAGCAGUCUGUUCCCGAGCCCUUCGCAACUGAGGGUACGAAGUUCUUGGCGCAAGUGUACGAAAGGUUUUCUGAAGACGAGAGCUACCGUUACACUUCUGACGAACUGCAGACGGAAACGGAGCAGCAACGCAAUCACCACGCAUUUCAUCCGCGGCCCCGAGCAACCACAACUCGUCAAGAUUCCCAACAGUACCAGGAAUGGGGGCGGGAGGCGCGCCAGCACCGGCGUGAGCAGCAACUGCCUGCGACCGCGCUGAGAACGCCACGAGGCGGACAGGCAGGGCUGGCUCAAGACAUCGAGGAAGACACAAGCGACGACGAAGAUGAAGAUGUCGCGGUCGGAAAUGACAGCACGGCUGCAGCCGAGACUGAGGCUGCGGAGUAUAUCGCCCUCGGGAUUGAGCUCCGAGGCUACAUCGAUGGAGACUUAGCCAAAAGGCGCUAUGAUGAUGCGUGCUACCAUGCUUUUUCCGCUGUCCACAAGUUGUUGCUCGCGAAGGCCAGACAAGCGGGAUAUGAUAAGCAUCCUGCGAAAGGCUCGAGUGCAAAUUUCAGCGCACGCGGGCUAUCGCUGCUGUACAAGUCGUUGCUGCAAGCAAAUGUCGCAGUCCUCGACGAGGAGCUGGAGAAAAAGAUCAAGGAAAUCCAGGGUCUGUUCAUAAAGACCCAGAGGCCAGAACAACGGUCGAAACUAACACUGGAAUAUGCUACCAAAAUGCGCGACUAUGCUGGAAAAGUCUUUGAGUACUUCGGCAAUUGAGAUGAAUCUAUCACAAUUAGACUAAAUAAAGCGCGAGCCGCGAUUCAGUUUCAGUUUCAGACUUUGACGAUAUUUGGUUACUGAGAAGUAGGGCGUCGCUAAAAUUUGAAAUUCAAAUACUAGGGAUAAUGCUUUUAGAGGACAGAACUUUUUGUUUGUACAUAUCUUCAAGCACGUCAUCUUUGAGUUUAAGGCGCAGCUGCUACCUGUGAUUCGUGACUGUGAUGGUCUACAAUACUUACGUACGCAGCUGCAAAGCCGACUUUAUACUGUUAAAGUUACACGAACGCAUCGUAGUUGAAAAAAACAUUCGUAAUCGAUGUAUUCCAUGACAGAGACGAUCGGAAGUGCUUACCGACAACCAGAUUCCGUGAUCACGACUCAUUUUGAGCACUUCUAAGAACCAUUCCUCAUUUCUGUCGUCCUUUUUAAACGUACUUGACGUACCAGAUCAGAAGUUCGAUCAGAAGUAUAUUCCGGCAAUCAUUCAAAUGCCGCUCAUUCAAUAACAAGAAAGACACGCCGCGACCGAUUCGUCGUUCGCAACCCAUUCAUUUAAAAAGCCAUCUGCGCCUUCGCUAUCCACGGGAAUUCCUAGGACACCGUUUUAAGACGGUCCUUUUGGCCUCCUAUGCCAAUUGAAAUGGAAACGUCACUACAGGAUUCCAUGUCCAUUAGAUGUUCUUGUACUUGUAUAAGGAAAAGAAAUAAAUCAUUUUCUCCGCAUAGAUAUUGCGAGAUGUCUCUCAUCAAGUCGUGACUGACUGCUGGACAUGUCCACCUAAGAAGGCAGCGCCGUCGUGCACAC
Molecule: messenger RNA, 2863 nt
Organism: Amoebophrya sp. A25
Lineage: Eukaryota; Dinophyceae; Syndiniales; Amoebophryaceae
Source: the annotation of a GenBank genome assembly